Molecule: messenger RNA, 463 nt
Organism: Salvia splendens (bonfire salvia)
Lineage: Eukaryota; Viridiplantae; Streptophyta; Magnoliopsida; Lamiales; Lamiaceae
Product: snakin-2
Exons: 4
Coding region: 39-353 (104 amino acids)
Source: RefSeq, a predicted model, not a curated record
CACUAUGGAACUGCACCUAAUCAAAACCACAAGUAAAGAUGGCUCAUCGCCUGCUCCUCCUUCUUCUCCUUCUCAUCUCUCUCGCUCUGGUAUCCUCGGAUAUUGAAAGUGGAGAAGAAACCACAGUGGUGGCGAAAGGCAAUAACAGAAGGCUGUUGGACUUUGUUGAUUGUGGGCAGGAGUGCAAGAGGAGGUGCAGCUUGCACUCUCGGCCGAACGUGUGCAAUAGAGCGUGUGGGACGUGCUGCCAAAGGUGCAAGUGUGUGCCACCUGGCACUCAUGGAAACAGGGAGGUUUGUGGAUCUUGCUACACCGAUAUGACCACCCAUCGCAACAGGACUAAGUGUCCUUAAUUUCUCCUCAUUUCCCUCUUUUUUAUGAAUUUCUGUUUUUUUAUGUAUCAUCCUUGUUUUGUUGCUAUAUACUCUCUCUCGAAAUUCGAAAAGCUGAGGCGGCCUUGUUA